AAUGCUAUAAAGCUGCAGAACAUCAAAAGACACUAAUAAUAACAAUAUGCAUUAAUAAAAAAGCAUCACAUGGUUGAUUCUGGACAAGAAUUCUACAUAUAAAUCAUACUUACUACAGGCUGUCUAAUGGGAUUCUGUUUAAUCUAAAUUUAUGUGAAUAAUGGAUGCAGCUUUCCUCGGUUUGUCAAACCUACGGUUCCUCUCGCCCCAGAGGAAAGCUGCAAACGCUGUAUUUAAGGGUGGACCCUGGUGGAUGCCCUGUGUUACUACGUCCCGAUCUCGUGGAAGAUAACACCCAAACACUGAGAUGGCAUCACAUCAUCACCCCUUUAAGUGUCCCCUGACUGAUACAGAUGACCAUAAGCAAGCUCAUAAACGACAGUCAGCUGGAUUCUGCACAUGCACGCACACACCCGCGCACACACACACACACACACCCGCGCACACACACAAACGCACACACACACACACACACACACACACACACACACACACACACACACACACACAUUUUUUAAUAUGCCAGUUGUAUUCUGUAUUUUUGGCUGCAUUGUAACUACUGUGGUGUAUUGUAUCAACUAGCGACAUUCUACUACCACGGUGUAUCAACAAAUAUUUCUUUAUGGGGACCAUAAAAUGAUGUCUAACUGCAUCAUAUCAUUAACUCAUCAAUGCAAUAUUAUUCGUUUUUCUUGUAAUCAGGCUAAUACCCAAUACUCAUUGUGUAACUCCUUUCAAGCAUGACUAUGAAAGACUUUUCAUCCAACACGGAAUUGACACAUUAGUAUCUUCACACAAACCAAACAGGACCUUGUGUAAUCCCCCUCCCCUACCCUACCCCAACACCACCCCGACCACUGAUAACAGAUAAAAAGGAGAAAAAGCCUGCCAGUUCUGAAAUAGUGAAUUCAGAGUCAAGAGCUUAGCAUGGGCACAAACUAAAGUCUACAAAGUUAUGUUUUCUCAAAAUAACUUCAUGAGAGAUGGCCCCUCACGGGUUUCCAGUCUGCUUGACCAAGUACAUAGGUCACGAUUUGUUAUCCCAGUUCUGGGACUGCUAAAUGUUGUGCUGCUGCUGACUGCUGUGGUUCUGGGGAUUUACUGUAGCAAGACCCAGGAGGUAUACCUGCAACCUCUGCAGAGUUCAGAACACCUUCCCUACAUCCUGGAGCUCAACUACUUCCGGGAAAACCACAGCGAAGUGGUCAAAGCUACGAAAGCGGCUGAGUUGGCCUUGAGGCUGGAGGUGUCAAAGCAUGACGCCCUCAAAGAGCAGUUGGAGAAGCAGACCAGCCUCAACGAUGGCUCCCAGAGCCACAUUAACAGGGCUCGCGCGGAGAAGGACAAACUACUCGCUGCUGAUCAGCACAUGGAAAAGUCCUGCGGUCGUUGCCAGGAAGGCUGGGUUCUCCUAAAUACAAGCUGUUACUUCUUUUCCAACGUUCUAACGAACCAACCGAUCAAGAAAAACUGGCCAGAUAGCAGGCAGGACUGCAUCAGUCGAAAGGCAGAACUUGUGGUGAUAGAGAGCUGGGAGGAGCAGGAAAUGUUGAACGACAACGUCCCAAAAAUUGCCACAUCCGGUUGGUGGGCGAGUGGGUUUUGGAUGGGCUUGACGGAGAUCUCUGUGGACAACAGAUGGGUCUGGACUAACAACGUUACCCUCCAACCACCGUUCUACUGGAUCGAUGGGGAACGGAACAGGGAGGAUGAGAACUGUGCUGCUUUCUACCCGGGCAGAGAUGCAACACAUACGUGGUAUGAUGGACCCUGCCACAGAAAUAUAUUUUACUGGAUGUGUGAGAUGAAGCUAAAUGAACAAUGAAACCCCUGAUUUGUCUCUUUGUGGUUAUAACGAUACAAUGGAAAAUCUACGUGUAUACAUCUUAUUAUGUCUACAAGAAACUGAAUUGAUUUAUUGAUUGUUGAAAUGUAAUUAUUAGGUGAGUGCUGCAAGCAGCGCUCGACUAUUGUUAGGCUUUCUUCUUUCUUUCAUUCUUUAUUUUUUUUAUUAUUCUCGACAAAUCGUGGGACCCUUUUCCUUUCACAAUUGGUCACCAAGAGACUCCAUCCCACUUUUAAAAUGUUCAUAUAAGCUUGGAAUCGCUCGCUACUAUCCAUUAUUUUAUUUUUUUUAAUUUUUAAGAUAUUCCACUUAAAUUAUUUUUAUAUUAAUUUAGGCUUUAGAAUAAUUAGUUUCAGUUAGUCUCAUUGACUUCCGUUUAGGCAAGAGCGUUGACUUUAUCAAAGAAGCUAAACAUUGUGGACGUCGCAGAGCAUAAACACCGUCAAUAUUGGUCACCCUGGAGGAGGGCUGUGCCUGAGACCACCUGGGAAGCAAGGACUAUGGAGAUCAGAUCACAUCUUUCAGCAUGAAAAAAUAGAACAAAUAUAAAAAAUUAAUCCUGUCCGGUAUGACUUUCAUUUCAUAAACAAAAAAGAUGAUUACAUAUACUGUUAAUGCUAUAAUGCUGCAGAACAUCAAAAGACACUAAUAAUAACAAUAUGCAUUAAUAAAAAAGCAUCACAUGGUU
Messenger RNA from Gadus morhua (Atlantic cod), 2534 nucleotides. RefSeq names its product CD209 antigen-like protein E. NCBI's taxonomy places the organism in Eukaryota, Metazoa, Chordata, Actinopteri, Gadiformes, Gadidae. The transcript has 6 exons. The record is from RefSeq and is a predicted model, not a curated record. The coding region runs from base 956 to 1825 and encodes 289 amino acids.